Psylliodes chrysocephalus is the source of this 1981-nucleotide messenger RNA. NCBI's taxonomy places the organism in Eukaryota, Metazoa, Arthropoda, Insecta, Coleoptera, Chrysomelidae. The record is from the annotation of a GenBank genome assembly.
GUCAUUCUUGUCAUUUGUGAUUUGGUGCCAGUGUCAACAAAAGGAUUUAUUGUAUUGUUGACUUUGAAAUUAAAUACAAGCUGAAAGCGGAAUUAAAUUUAUUUCCGCAUCUCCUUGAACUCCGAAUGAUGUCAUUCACAUUACAAAGCCACAAUUGUUGAAGUUAGUUAUUGGCACCACGAAUCAAAAUAAAUAAGAAGAAUUAAACAUGUCUACACUAGGAUUAGAUUUUGUCUUCACUUUGCAUUAAUAAACAAUUUCGGUAUGACUGUGAAUGUACCCAAUAUGCCCACAGUAAGAAAAUACCGAAGGGAGACCACCGAAGUUAGCAGUUGUUUGAAAUAUAUGAUAUUUGGAUUUAAUGUUCUAUUUUGGAUGCUUGGACUUGGUAUUUUAACUAUUGGAGUGUGGGCAUGGAGUGAAAAAGAUAUAUUUAAUAAUUUAGGAAAAGUUGCAAAUGUUGCUCUCGAUCCUGCUUUUGUUUUAAUAUGUAUAGGAACAGUAACCUUUGUGAUAGGCUUUACAGGCUGUGUGGGAGCACUUCGAGAGAACACCUGUCUUUUAGCUACAUAUGCACUUUUCCUAUCUGUUCUACUUUUGUUUGAAAUGACUGCAGGAAUUCUUGGAUUUAUUUUCAAGGACUGGAUUAAAUCUCAAGCUACAAUAGGAUUCCAGACUUUUAUUAUUCACUACAGAGAAGAUCCAGAUCAGCAAAAUCUUAUUGAUUGGAUACAGGAAGAUUGGUUACAAUGCUGUGGAAUUGAGGGACCAAAAGACUGGGAUCGAAAUAACUACUUUAAUUGUUCAUCUAGAGAUGUUGGCAGCAGGGAAGCUUGUGGAGUUCCGUUUUCCUGCUGUAAGAGAAAACCAAAUGAAAUAAUUAAAAAUAAGCAGUGCGGUUAUGAUGUUAGGAAACCUGGAUUCAGUUUUGAUGUGUCCAAAAUAAUAAACGAACAGGGCUGUCUUGAAGCAAUAGAGGAUUGGACAGAAAAAAAUAUGAUUUCAAUAGCUUCUUGCAUUUUUGUUGUGUUGUUUUGCCACAUCCUAGGUAUUUGCUUCGCACAGAAUUUGAGGGCCGACAUUUUCGCUCAGAAGGCCAAAUGGCAUUGACAGUUAAGAACUCCCACAGCCGUCUAGUACAGAACGUUGUACAGGAUAGCGUGGGAGCCCGUCGCUCAUCAGAUCGACUUCGUCUGAAAAUUAAAAUUGUCAUAUUCAGAAUUUUAAUUAUGAUUGCUCCAAUUCAAUCUUCUACAAGUAAUCAUUGUGUUCAAAAAACGGUUUAGGAUGAUUGAAAUUGAAGCUUGCUGUUAUUAAUUUUUAUUGAUAUGAUAUUGUCGAGGUUUACCAAGUCUAGACGGGAUUUUUUUGCAUGAAUCUAGAUAAAUUACUCGAUUAAAAUAAGGACCACGGAUUGAACAAAUUUGGCUUAAAUCAGCUAAGAGUUUUAUUGAUUAUAUAGAAGACCAAAUACAGAGGAAAAUAUUUAAAAAGUAUUGUGAUGUAUUGGGAUUAAUCCUUAUAAUUUUCCACUGAAAGUUUUAUACACAAUUUUAUAGUUAUUUAUUGCAUUUUCAGCGUAUAUUAUUUUGGGUGUUGUACUAUUAAUAUGUUGAAAGUAAUUGACAUUUAUUCAGUACCUACUGACGUUUCUUCGGCUUCAAAUAUCAGUCCAAAAGCUUCUUAUUUUCCUUUUCCGAAAGUACCAUGCUUGUCUCGAUUAUUAUACAGGGUAAUGAUUUUAUAAAAUAUCUUAAAAUUAAUAUUCGAAUUUAUUAUUUUUAACAUUUAAAAUGUAUUUGAAAAUUCCGUACAGGCUUGGUAAUUGUCUGCUUUAGCAAAUCUACUAGAAUAAUAACAAAAUUCACAAAUUAAUUUUGAUACAGAAUACAUCAAACACAUCAUACAUUUAUUACAUUCCUGCAGAUAAUAUCCCAAGUAACACAAAAGGUUAUAUAAGGGCUAUACCGAUGUUGCAACA